Messenger RNA from Centruroides sculpturatus (bark scorpion), 900 nucleotides. Its product is annotated as craniofacial development protein 2-like. Gene Ontology annotation, molecular function: catalytic activity. Gene Ontology annotation, biological process: chromatin remodeling. The transcript has a single exon. The coding region runs from base 1 to 900 and encodes 299 amino acids. The record is from RefSeq and is a predicted model, not a curated record. NCBI's taxonomy places the organism in Eukaryota, Metazoa, Arthropoda, Arachnida, Scorpiones, Buthidae. Gene Ontology annotation, cellular component: nucleus.
AUGAAUUUCGAACGAAUCCAGAUUGCAGCUAAUGCUACCGCAUCCGGGGCAGCCGAUGCGCCAGCACUAUGGUCCCAGGACGCUGGCGAGAAAUUGGAUAUGGGCCACAGACACAGACAGAGACUAUAUAUCACCCCAAAAAUUGGAUUGAACAUUGCUGCAUGGAACGUCAGAACAGGACACCAUGUUGGCCAAAAGGAAAUCAUUGCAAGUGAACUUGCUAAAUGCAAUAUUCCGAUUGCAGCUCUAUCAGAACUAAGACUUACUGGAUCUGGAACAAUGACCAUACAGCCACCGAAUAGCGAUAAGAUAAUGACGCUUUACUAUUCUGGAGGUGACAGUCGGGAGGCAGGCGUUGGGUUCAUGGUGGAUGGGCGGGCUGGGCGCAGUGUUAUCGCCUUCCAGCCAAUAUCGGACCGUUUAGCAGUUCUUACGGUACACGGUACUAUCAAGGCCCACAUUGUGAGCGCCUAUGCACCAACUGAAACUAGUCAUGACACAGCCAAGGAUGAUUUCUACAACCAACUGCAGUAUACGGUGGACAUGAUCCCACAGACUGAGCUGAUUAUCCUGACCGGCGACUUCAAUGCCCAUACUGGUAUGGAUAGAAGCGGAUGGGAGACAACAGUGGGCAAAUUCGGAUAUGGUGAAAUCAAUGAUAAUGGACAGCGUCUCUUAUCCUUUGCCGCCUCCAACAGUUUGAUCAUUGGGAACACCUGGUUUCAACAUCCACUAAAACACCAGCUCACAUGGAGAAAUCCAUCCGGUGAGGAUUCUGCUGUACUGGAUUAUUUCCUAAUAAACCUCCGAUUCCGUUCAACGCUGAAGGACGUUCGAUCCAUGAGAGGACCUGAUUGUGGCUCAGACCACUACCUGGUUCCUUGCCAAAAUCCAGCUUAA